Molecule: messenger RNA, 846 nt
Organism: Suillus subalutaceus
Lineage: Eukaryota; Fungi; Basidiomycota; Agaricomycetes; Boletales; Suillaceae
Exons: 10
Coding region: 1-846 (281 amino acids)
Source: RefSeq, a predicted model, not a curated record
AUGUCGGGACUGGAAAAAUCUCUCUAUGCUCUUCACUGGAAUAACAUCGUAUCAGUGGCGAUCAUUACUCUAAUAUCCUAUGAGUACAUGCUUCAGUUCGAGAAAGAGGUCACGUUUGUUUGGGUUAGAGCUCCACCCCAACGACAUGAAGAUCCGGAACUGACUGGUUAUGCAGGAAAGACGGUGGUCAGUGAUGUCAUAUCUAUACCUUGCUGUGAGCUCCACCCUGCCAAAGUGCUUCAUAGUUUCCCAUUUUUGUUGAUAUGUCAGGUUCGAUAUUUUGGUAUUGUCCAUGUAAUGAUUUGCGCCAUCUGGGGAGGUCUAAUUUAUAUCCCUGAAGCACCGUACGUCAGAAUUGUGAGUAUAUCGUAUUCAACUGAAACUAGCUUUGCUCAUCAUGAAAUUGAAAUAGGUUAUGGUAUGUUUCUGUUCAUGAAAUGGAGUUUUUCUGUAUAUCUUUGCUUGGCGGAAGUCAUUCUCAUCUGGCGUCUUUACGUCCUAUACAACCAAUCCAAGUUCAUACUUUAUCUUCUGCUGGGGUUGUUCUUACCUAUCGUUGCGCUCUAUAUAUGGAUGAAUAUAUGGUUAUGGAGUCGACCCUCAGCGAUAUCAGUGCAAGAAAUAAUAAUAACUCCAAAUAUCAAGUACUGCACGACUUUUUACCACAUCGGGGUCAUGCCUGCGUUAUAUGCUUCCAUCCCCGUUAUAUGCUAUGAUAUUUUCUUGGUUGUCCUCGCCAUUGCCGUCCUCAGGAAGCACCUGAAAGAACGAAAGGAACUUGAGAUGAAGCCCAAUACCUACGUAGUAAUGAUCGUCCGACAUCAUGUCAUAUAUUUUGUCCUGUGA